AUGCUGUCGCUGUCCUAUGGUGUGACAUUUGGAGUGGUACUAAGCUCCUUCCUAGCAAGCGUUCUAGCUAUUCCUGUUGCUCACAAAACUACCCGCCAAAAUGGUGCGAUCGAGCUCAGCGAGCGAUGCCAAGCACCCAAGUUUCCAAGCCAAGAUCCACUUGACGACUGCCCUCGAGGCACAGUGUUCGUGAGCCAGCGCCACCCAUCUGCCAAAUAUCGAAACAUCAGCUCUGCUUUGGUCGCUUUACCUGAAGACGGCAGCACACGAACUAUCCUCAUCGACUCGGGCGAGUACAACGAAAAAGUUGUCGUGACACGUACCUCGCCCACAAUCUUGGCUGGAGUCUCUAGGGAUAUCCGUGAUCCUCUUUCCAACCGCGUCCGAAUCUGGCAAUCUUCUUACAUCAACCAAAGUGAUCCUCUUACGACGCUGCGCAACUGCGAUGCCGUAGUUCUCAGCGUCGGCACCGGCUCCUCUGCGGGAAGUAGCGACUUUAAAGCUUACAAUAUUGAUUUCACCCAACGACAAUACUGGCAUGGUCAACUCGUUACGCAGGACCAACUGGGACCCUCUGCGGCCCUGUGCAUGCAGGCCGGCAAUGCGAGCUUCUACGCAUGCAGCUUUGAGAGCUACCAAGAUACGCUGUUUGUCGGUUCUCGGGGUCAAGCGUUUUUCUUCGAGUCGAUUGUACGCGGCAUGACGGAUCAACUGUAUGGAUCAGGCAAAGCGUGGUUCGAACGAGUCAAGCUGCUCUCUCGUGCGUGCCGAGGUGGUAUCACUGCCUGGCGUGGCAAUGCUGACAACCUAGAUGAUCCAAGCGUCGGCGUUUACAUCAGUAAUUCGGUCAUCGACCGUUCGCCCGAUGCUAUCACGGGAACAAACCUGACAGGAACAUGCCACUUAGGAAGACCGUGGAACGCGCAUGCUCAUGCUGUGUAUCUGAACACGUGGAUGAGUGACAUUGUCAGCCCGGCCGGAUUCAAGAUCUGGUCGCGAGACCAAAGCAAUUUCGAGCAGGGUGUCACGAGGUUUGCCGAGUACAAGUCAAGUGGACCAGGUGGCAAUCUGGGUUCGAGAAAUUCAACGCUGGAGCACGUUUUGACGGACCACGAGGCAAAGAAGACUACGUACAAUGGCGUCUUUGGUGGGUCUACGCCUUGGAUCGACGCGAAACGCAUUCACCACUGGUAA
Mycosarcoma maydis (corn smut) is the source of this 1194-nucleotide messenger RNA. RefSeq lists its product as uncharacterized. The coding region runs from base 1 to 1194 and encodes 397 amino acids. Gene Ontology annotation, molecular function: pectinesterase activity. Gene Ontology annotation, biological process: cell wall modification. NCBI's taxonomy places the organism in Eukaryota, Fungi, Basidiomycota, Ustilaginomycetes, Ustilaginales. The record is from RefSeq and is a predicted model, not a curated record. The transcript has 2 exons.